Messenger RNA from Dermacentor silvarum, 327 nucleotides. Its product is annotated as ubiquitin-like modifier-activating enzyme 1. The record is from RefSeq and is a predicted model, not a curated record. The coding region runs from base 1 to 327 and encodes 108 amino acids. The transcript has 4 exons. Lineage: Eukaryota; Metazoa; Arthropoda; Arachnida; Ixodida; Ixodidae.
AUGCAGUUUCGCAAUCGUGAGUUCACCUUCUGGGACUGCCUCGAAAUUCAGGGGGAGUUGACUCUUGUGGAGUUUCUUGAUCAUUUCAGACGCGAGCUCCAAAUCGAAAUCGUCUACCUGUCGGAAGGAGCCCGCAUGCUAUACGACGCUUACGCGCCCCCGCCGCGGAGUCGCCUGAACCUGGCCGUAAGCAAAGUUCUGGAGGACGUGUCCAAGACGGAGAUCGACAGCAGCAAGCGCGCCCUGAUGCUUCAGCUGAUGGGCAGGGACGUCAACAGCGGCGAGGAAGUGGAACUACCCGACGUGCGAUACGUGCUGAGCAAGUGA